AAUUUUCUAGAAAAUGUCGGUCGAAUUCGAAUGAACUAGAAUUUACAUUACAAAUUUUAUUACAUAUUCUUCGGUUCUGGUUGCUUCUGACAAUCAACUCUAGGUUUACUAUUACUAAACAUAACCUAACUUUUAAGUGGUAUCAUUAUUCUUGCAUUUAUUUCGGUGAUUCCCAGAAAUACGUCUACUGUGAUAAAAUUAUUGUUUUGUGGAUAAACUAAGCAUUAUAAAUUGUAUCCACUAUGUCUGAAGUGAAAAUAAAGGAGUUGCGCAGUGAUAUCGAUGAGUUAAAUGAAUUGCUAAAACUGUCAAAAAGGAAAAAAAUCCAAGAUAUCUUGUCGCUUGAAAUCCGCAAAUUAGAGACCGAAUGGAUCAACUUGAAAGAAACUGAAAAUGCUUCCACCCCUAUGGAUACCACACUUGCGCCAACGACAUCGACAUCGGCGCAAAAAAAAUAUCAGAUCAAAUUAAAUGGCUAUGGUUGGGACCAAUCAGAUAAAUAUAUACAAGUGUUUGUUACAUUGAAGAAUGUCCACACAGUGCCAAAAGAUCAAGUAUAUUGCAAACUCACUGAUAGAUCAAUGGAAUUACAUAUUGAUAAUUUGGAUAACAAAGAUUAUUUGCUUGUGAUCAACAAACUUCUUGAACCUAUCAAUAUUGCAGAAAGUCAUUGGAAACAAAAGACCGAUAGAGUAGUUAUAUUCCUGGCUAAAUCACGUCCAAAUGUUAAAUGGUCACAUAUGACUGAAAUUGAGAAGAAAUUUGAAGACCAACGCAAUAACCGUUUCAAGACUGAUGAUUCAGAAAAGAAAGACCCACAAGAAUCCAUCAUGAGUCUCAUGAAGAAUAUGUAUGAAACUGGUGAUGAUGAUAUGAAGAGAAUGAUAUCCAAGGCUUGGUAUGAAGGCCAACAUAAGAAGAAAACAGACACAUUGGACCUGUAAACUGUUUCCAACUGUAUUUAAAUGUAAUUGUAUUUAGAGCAGUGGUUCUCAAUGUCAUAUACUAUGAAACUGUAAUGUACUACCACAUGUCUCUGCUUUUUUGGUUUUACAGAUUACCCUUUACUUUAUAAUUUAAAUUAUUUACUUUAGAUUAUAAUUUAAAACUGAUCAAGUACAUGAUUAAUCAUGUACUUGAUCAGUUUUAAAUUAUUACUACCUUUUAUUAUAAAUAAUGGAGUUUAGUAUGAGUUAAAUUUGACACUGAAAUUAUAGACCACUGCUCUCUGAGUAUUAAAUAUUCUAAGAUAACAUGCAUGGUUUUUUUUUAGUAAUGUCACUGUAAAGCAUUUUAUUUAAAGACAAAUGAGUUGUAGCCAUGUAUGUGUUAUCCAUACCUAGAUUGGUACAGAAUAUUAUUAUGUACUCAGUAUAUUAAAUCAAACUUUAUUUUUAAGUGUAAUAAACCAGUCAGUGUUUUUUUUGUAA
Molecule: messenger RNA, 1430 nt
Organism: Galleria mellonella (greater wax moth)
Lineage: Eukaryota; Metazoa; Arthropoda; Insecta; Lepidoptera; Pyralidae
Product: calcyclin-binding protein
Exons: 5
Coding region: 243-944 (233 amino acids)
Biological process (GO): heart development
Cellular component (GO): nucleus
Molecular function (GO): ubiquitin protein ligase binding; tubulin binding; S100 protein binding
Source: RefSeq, a predicted model, not a curated record